AAUUGUGCUUUUCCAGCAUGCUUACUGACCCUGAUUUACCUCAGGAGUUUGAAAGGAUGUCUUCCAAGCGACCAGCCUCUCCGUAUGGGGAAGCAGAUGGAGAGGUAGCCAUGGUGACAAGCAGACAGAAAGUGGAAGAAGAGGAGAGUGACGGGCUCCCAGCCUUUCACCUUCCCUUGCAUGUGAGUUUUCCCAACAAGCCUCACUCUGAGGAAUUUCAGCCAGUUUCUCUGCUGACGCAAGAGACUUGUGGCCAUAGGACUCCCACUUCUCAGCACAAUACAAUGGAAGUUGAUGGCAAUAAAGUUAUGUCUUCAUUUGCCCCACACAACUCAUCUACCUCACCUCAGAAGGCAGAAGAAGGUGGGCGGCAGAGUGGCGAGUCCUUGUCUAGUACAGCCCUGGGAACUCCUGAACGGCGCAAAGGCAGCUUGGCUGACGUCGUUGACACCUUGAAGCAGAGGAAAAUGGAAGAGCUCAUCAAAAAUGAGCCAGAAGAAACUCCCAGCAUUGAAAAACUACUCUCAAAGGACUGGAAAGACAAGCUUCUUGCAAUGGGAUCAGGGAACUUUGGCGAAAUAAAAGGGACUCCUGAAAGCCUAGCUGAGAAAGAGAGGCAACUCAUGGGUAUGAUCAAUCAGCUGACCAGUCUGCGAGAGCAGCUAUUGGCAGCGCAUGAUGAGCAGAAGAAACUGGCUGCAUCUCAGAUUGAGAAACAGCGCCAGCAAAUGGAGCUGGCGAAGCAGCAACAGGAACAGGUGAGUAAGCACCAGGGAC
Messenger RNA from Galeopterus variegatus (Sunda flying lemur), 777 nucleotides. Its product is annotated as transcription factor SOX-5-like. The transcript has 5 exons. The record is from RefSeq and is a predicted model, not a curated record. Gene Ontology annotation, biological process: positive regulation of chondrocyte differentiation; regulation of transcription by RNA polymerase II; cell fate commitment. NCBI's taxonomy places the organism in Eukaryota, Metazoa, Chordata, Mammalia, Dermoptera, Cynocephalidae. The annotation marks the transcript as partial. Gene Ontology annotation, cellular component: nucleus. Gene Ontology annotation, molecular function: DNA-binding transcription factor activity, RNA polymerase II-specific; RNA polymerase II cis-regulatory region sequence-specific DNA binding.